This is a messenger RNA of Enhydra lutris kenyoni (northern sea otter), 651 nucleotides long. RefSeq names its product membrane spanning 4-domains A5. Gene Ontology annotation, cellular component: plasma membrane. Gene Ontology annotation, biological process: cell surface receptor signaling pathway. Bases 64 to 651 code for a protein of 195 amino acids. Lineage: Eukaryota; Metazoa; Chordata; Mammalia; Carnivora; Mustelidae. The transcript has 5 exons. The record is from RefSeq and is a predicted model, not a curated record.
CAUGGUCUAGACUUAAGUACCAUCAAGAACAUUUUUUCAUUUCAAAAUAUCAACUGCACCAUCAUGGAUUCAAACUCUGCACACAAUCCUGUGUUUCUGGUAUUUCCUCCAGAGAUUAAUGUUCCUGACUUGCGAUCAACAGAACUUACAGCCACAACCUAUGAUAUGAGCGGCCCUUUUCCAAAAUCACUUGCUACAAAAAUGAAAAUCUUAGGGGCUAUGCAGAUCCUGUUUGGAGUGAUGAACUUUUCUUUUGGAGUUGUUUUCCUUUUCACCCUUGAAAAUCCGUACCCAAGGUUCCCUUUUAUAUUUGUUUCAGGAUAUCCAUUCUGGAGCUCUGUUUUGUUCAUUAAUUCUGGAGCCUUCCUAGUCGCAUUGGAAAGAAAAACCACAAAAACUCUGGUGAAGCUGAGCCGACUAAUGAAUUUUCUCAGUGCCCUGGGAGCAUUAGCUGGAGUCAUUCUCCUCACAUUUGGUCUCAUUCUAGAUCAACACUUCUUUUGUGGCUAUGCUGAAACAGUUACUCAGUGUCAGGCUGUUGCUACCCUAUUCGUUGGAAUUUUGAUUAUGUUGAUGGCCUUCAGCAUUACUGAAUUAUUCAUCUCUCUGUCUUUCUCAGUUAUGAGGAGACCCUUUUAUUGUUGUGACUAA